UUUAUAGUUAAAAGUUGACUACCUUUUUAUACAACCGGCUCCUGAUGGAUGUUUUUUAGGAGCGCCCUUGAAGUUGAACUUCGACAACUUGGCAUGGAAUGAUGAUGGACGAACAUUGUAAACUAAAAAGCGGAGAAAUCUUUCAAAAUUAUGCUUGUUUACUUAACUGCGUUGAUGGAAAGUCUGAUAAAUUCUACCGCAUUCAAUUGUUAAGAAACGUCAACGGGUUUCACGUGUGGACAAGAUGGGGUCGAAAUGGAACAGAGGGACAAAGCAAACUAGAAGGUCCUAUUAGCCAAGCAGAUGCUGUGAAAAACUUUGAGAAGAAAUUUAUGGAGAAGACCAAAAAUGCCUGGAAUAAGCGUGAACAGUUUAAGGCUGUGAAGGGAAAAUAUACUUUAGUAGAGAAGACCAGUGGUUGUGUGAGAAAGGCCUUGCAGAAGCCUGACCUUCCAGCUGAUCUUUCAUCAAACAUGCAAUUGCCAGUUGAUAUAUUGUACACCAUCUUAUUACACCUUUCUCUGCGAGAUGUUUUAAGAUGCGUUCAAGUCUGCAAAGCUUGGAAGAUAUUGUUAGAUGACAAGUAUUUUUGGAAGAUGUACAUACAAAGAAAUUUUGAUCUUGGAAUUAAGUGUGACUUUUCAAAUGAAGGUCCAAUGGCACAGUGGUCAGCUGCAGAUAAAUGGUAUUGUUACUUUGAAGAUGAUGUAGACAAUGUAGAUGAUAUCUAUGUUAUGCGUCCACUCCCCUCCAUGUGGAACUGUCGAGUUGUUCAUCCCAAUGGCUUAGAUCCUUUGUCUGGUGAUGUCAAAACCUUGCAAGGUUUAUGCCGUUCCCUUGAAAUAUUGAUCUACAUGAGAAGUGAAUCGUCACGGUUGGAAAUGUCCAAUGGCACCCAAUGUUCAGCAAAUGAAGGGAAUGAUGAUAUAUGUGCUGUGUUAUUUCCAUGGGACAAGGAAGAUCUACCAACACCACUUGAACUGCUAGACGAAAUCUUCCAUUUUCACCCAGAAAUAUUUGCUUAUUAUACCAAUCAUCCUAAUGAUAAGGGGGAGUUACGAAAAAACAAAUUACACUUUCACCUAGUUCGAGAUAAUACGUCUGAUAGCUCAGAUUAUGAAGAGGACGAGGAACAUGACUUGGACGAAAAGCCAUGUCUUAAUAGGAUUUUUGGAAUGGAUUUCCCUGAUAAAUAUACAAUGUGGAAGUUUGAAGAUUCCCAAAAGUUUUACGAAUGGUUGCAGCCUAUUAUGUAUCCGUCAUUGACUGUAUAUGCUGGUGAAGAUAAAUUUAAUCCUGUUGCAGUGUUCAUGGUGACACACCUUGCCCCAGGAUGGGUAGGUGGUGCUUUAACUGCUGUGACUUAUACCUAAAAAUACAUAAUACAUCAUCAAAAAUGAGUGUACACUUUUUUGUCAACAUUAUUGCCAGCCAUCAUCGACAAAUUUCUCGCGUUAUCUGGAAAUUAAUAUUUCUAACACGAAUUGUGCUUAUUCAAAU
This is a messenger RNA of Dendronephthya gigantea, 1500 nucleotides long. RefSeq lists its product as uncharacterized. The transcript is spliced from 6 exons. Lineage: Eukaryota; Metazoa; Cnidaria; Anthozoa; Malacalcyonacea; Nephtheidae. Gene Ontology annotation, molecular function: protein binding. Gene Ontology annotation, cellular component: site of double-strand break. The coding region runs from base 99 to 1373 and encodes 424 amino acids. The record is from RefSeq and is a predicted model, not a curated record.